Molecule: messenger RNA, 1540 nt
Organism: Sorghum bicolor (sorghum)
Lineage: Eukaryota; Viridiplantae; Streptophyta; Magnoliopsida; Poales; Poaceae
Product: putative anthocyanidin reductase
Exons: 6
Coding region: 28-1329 (433 amino acids)
Molecular function (GO): oxidoreductase activity, acting on the CH-OH group of donors, NAD or NADP as acceptor
Source: RefSeq, a predicted model, not a curated record
UACACGUAAACUUUGCACAUAGUACUGAUGAUAGGACUUCUCUACAACGACAACUCGCACAAAGGUUUCGCCAUUUAUAGACGACCAGAGAGCGCCUCCGAUCCGAUCCACUUCCUACCAUAUACUUGCUCCAGGCAUCAGCUAGCCAGUAGUGCCAUUAUGGGCAGCGUCGGCGGCGGCUCGCCGGAGGAGGAGCAGCAGACCGCGGGUAUUGGCGGUGACGACCCUCCGCCGCCGGCGGUCUGCGUCACGGGGUCCACGGGCUACGUCGGCUCCUGGCUCGUCCGCACCCUGCUGCGCCGAGGCUACCGCGUCCACGCCACCGCCAGGGACACAGGCAAGGCCUGGCAGGUGCUCGGCGCCGUGGAAGAAGGGAGGGAGAGGGACAGGUGCCGCCGGCGCCUCCUCCGUGUGUUCCGGGCGGACAUGGGCGAGGAAGGGAGCUUCGACGCCGCCGUCACGGGAUGCGUGGCGCUCUUCCACGUCGCGGCCUCCAUGGAGCUCCACGUAUCAUCACCCGCCGCCCAUCACGACAGCCUUGUUGAGGAGCACGUGAGGUCACGUGUGCUGGAGCCGGCGACGAGGGGAACCAUCAACGUGCUCCGUUCCUGCGUCCGCGCGGGGACCGUGCGCCGGGUCGUCUUCACGUCCUCCGUCAGCACGUUGACGGCGGCGGACGCCGAGGGGCGGCGGAAGGCCGUCCUCGACGAGUCCUGCCUCAGAUCCCUCGACGACGUCUGGCGCACCAAGCCCGUCGGCUGGAUCUACAUCCUGUCCAAGCGGCUGACCGAGGAGGCGGCGUUCAGGUUCGCGCGCGAGAACGGCGUCCACCUCGUCUCCCUCGUCCUGCCCACCGUCGCCGGGCCGUUCCUGACGCCAAGCGUCCCCACGAGCAUCCAGCUCCUGCUGUCACCCAUCACAGGUGACCCGAAGCUCUACGCGGUGCUGGCCUCGGUGCACGCCCGGUUCGGGUGCGUGCCGCUGGCGCACGUCCAGGACGCGUGCGACGCGCACGUCUUGCUCAUGGAGGCGCCGCGCGCCGAGGGGCGGUACCUGUGCGCCGCCGGCGGGUACUCGGCGGCGCACCUCGCGCGGCUCCUCGCCUCGCGCUACCCUCCGUUCAGGCCUGGCGACAGGCUGAGCAGAGACUUCGACGACGACGCCUCGUGCUCGCCGCCGGUGGUUUCGUCGAGGAGGCUGCUGGAUCUUGGGUUCAGGUUCCGGUACGGCGUCGAGGACGUGGUGAAGGAUAGUGUCGCGCAGUGCCUUGCCCAUGGAUUCCUGGAGCAGCCUGAAGGACAGAGCACCUUCAGGCUUUCAGCAGUGUAGGAUAGCACUGGAGGAGGCAGGCAGGCAGGGCCGGGAUUGGAUGGUUGGGCUUGGGCUCAAGCAUGGCAAGCUACCUGGGCCUAAUGGCCCUUAUGCUUUUGUGCUAUUGUCAAAUUUAAGAACACGAAUAUGUUUGAAGUGAGGAAACUUUCACAGGAAAUCGUUCGUAUAUAUAUUUUUUUCAAACCAUGGGAACUUCCCAUAUUUUAAA